Molecule: messenger RNA, 606 nt
Organism: Eubalaena glacialis (North Atlantic right whale)
Lineage: Eukaryota; Metazoa; Chordata; Mammalia; Artiodactyla; Balaenidae
Product: cytoplasmic polyadenylated homeobox-like protein 2
Source: RefSeq, a predicted model, not a curated record
AUGCCCAACUACCACCUAGAGAGAGACACAGAACGUUUGCUGCUAGGAAACCAUGAGGCUCUGCUGGGUAGAGCUGACUAUCCUUCUCUGGAGACACAGGGAGUUCCCAGUCAACAGGAUGGCUCAUGUGACACUCUGGUCCCAGGUAUUAAAAAGGAACCAAGCUGUGCUUUGGAGUACCAAGGUGACGUGGGAAGUAAACUUGGUCCUGCCUAUCCAUUUGCCAGCUACAAAUCGGCACUCCUCCUUCAUCCUCCUACAUCAUCUGUGCAGUGUUUUGAGAGGGACAGGCCUGAGAGAGGGGAAAGCCAGCAUACAAGGCCCUUCAUUCUGCACCAUGGCAGCAGGUGCCCGCGCUUCAGUCAUAACAGCUUGAAGGGUGGGUGUUCCCAAACUAAUGGAGAGCCUCUCUGUUCUCAGCUUCAGCAUGUACCUCGGCAAAUAAUGGUCAGGUCUCUGCCAAUGCCUCUUGGGCAAGAUAUACAGCAAGAAGCUGCAAGCAACCCAGUUCCCAAAUGCAGCAGCUUUGGGAUGAAGGGUCUACAAAGGUCAACUGCUGGGACCAAGAAUGUGGCUCUAGGAAAUGAUUCUAAGUUUCUGAAAUAA